Cherax quadricarinatus is the source of this 5549-nucleotide messenger RNA. RefSeq names its product carboxypeptidase D. Lineage: Eukaryota; Metazoa; Arthropoda; Malacostraca; Decapoda; Parastacidae. Gene Ontology annotation, biological process: protein processing; peptide metabolic process. Gene Ontology annotation, molecular function: zinc ion binding; metallocarboxypeptidase activity. The record is from RefSeq and is a predicted model, not a curated record.
CCCCCACCAACUAGUUGCUGGCCAGGACUGGAGAAGGACGGCAGCGUCUCUCCCACUUCCCUCACUCGUCCACACAGGCCUCGUCUCUGCUCCUCUCUCCUCGCAGUCUGGCUCUCCAUCUCGGUGUCAGAGUAACGCACUCUUCAACCUCUGUAGAAACACUGAAAUGUUCAUUUAUUGACUGUGGUGCCAAAGACAAUUGGAGAGGUUGAGUGAAGCUCGAGUGGUGAGGUUGAGAGAACACAGCUGUUAAAGAGGGUAUGCUGCCAGCGGUGCUCACAGAUAGAACCAUCACAACCAGCUGCUCGCAUCGACUCUCAUAGUGGCGCAUGGCAGCGGUGCUCACAGUUGGCACCAUCACAGACAGCUGCUCUCAGACUCAUAGUUAUGUAUCUGUAAAACAUUUGGGGAAUCUCACUGCCCUUUCGAGUUUAGAGCUGUUUAUAUGCCCUUUAAAUUUUUGAAGCGCUGUUAGUCCCGAGACUGAGAGUUAUUGUUAUAUUCAAAUAAAUGUUACUUCAGCUUUUACCGGAGGUAAUCUAUAACUUUCUCCGUUGAAACCGAUGCAAAACACAUGACUUUACUGUUCUUUAUGAGUGGCACAAUUGUUAACAAUAAAGCCUUAUAUAACUGUCAUAUAUGAGCGUUGACUGUACUGCCAACUUGACUGUGAUAACCAUUAUGAAACAACGAAGCAGAUGAUGAUGCUGAACCCCCGUUAUAAUGCAAUACACUUCCUCAUCUUUGAUACCGUGAAGCUUUCAUAAAACAUUCCAAUGACAGAGUUCCUUAUUGAACUGGAAGAAGCAACGCUGACUCUCAAACACAUCUUACAACUACAUGUGGUAGCGAAGAACUGUUAAGAUAAACUAUAGGCUAUCACGACAUUCUUCACACCAUCAGAAAUCACAGAGAGCAUCAGAAUUCAAGGCAUACAAGUAGCAAGUUUGGAAAGGCCAACAGAGACCAUCACUGACAACCCGAAGCCCAGACCGAGCAGGGAAGGGUUACCUUGUCAGCCAGAAGGUGGCUGGGGCGUGAGAUGAGAGGGCUGGUGGGCGGCAGCUGAGGAAUAAUUGAGAGGUGCGCCGGGGCCAGCAUGGAGACCAGCAACGAGGAUGUCGAGGAUGAUAAAAGGCGGUGGUGGUGCACCAUGAAGCCGGCCAUGUGGUACCUGAUUAUGAUUGUGGUGGGUUUCUUCUACGUGUACCUCACUGCCGUCCAGUACAUCCGUGGCCAGGAGGCCAACCAACCCCCCACUAGCUACCAGCCCCAUUACGACCCCCAGUACUACGAUGAGAACCUUAUCAGCUCCUCCAACACGCUGGACUUCGAGUACCACAACUACGCCAAGAUGACUGAUUUCGUGCGUUCCAUGAGCGCCACCUACCCGAACCUCACAGCCCUGUACUCCAUCGGCAAGUCUGUGCAAGGUCGUGAGCUGUGGGUGAUGGUAGUGUCAGCGUCACCGUACGAGCACAUCGUGGGUCAGCCCAACGUCAAAUACGUGGCCAACAUGCAUGGUAACGAGGCGGUGGGCAGAGAGAUGCUGCUGCAUCUCAUAGAGUACCUGACGAAGAGCUACACUACUGACGACUAUGUUCGCUGGCUGCUGGAUAACACCAGGAUCCAUAUCAUGCCUUCUAUGAACCCCGACGGCUUCGAGGUGGCCAAGGAGGGCGUCUGCCGUGGAGGCCAGGGCAGGUACAAUGCUCGCGGCUUCGAUCUCAACCGGAACUUCCCUGACUACUUCAAGCAGAAUAACAAGAGAAACCAAGCUGAAACAGAGGCUGUCAAACAGUGGGUGUCCAAGAUCCAGUUCGUACUCUCUGCCAACCUGCACGGUGGUGCUCUAGUAGCUUCAUACCCCUUCGAUAACUCUCCUAAUACAACCCUGGACUGGUCUCAGCUUCUCCAUAUCUUAAACACAACUCAAGGCAAGGAUGGUAGGGAGGAGGUGGAUUAUAGGAGCGUUUUCCAGCAGUUCACCUCAACACCUUCACUGACUCCCGACGAGGACGUCUUCAGGCACAUCGCGGGCGUGUACUCGUUCAACCACGCCAGCAUGCACCUGGGUCUGCCCUGCAAGCCCGGGGCUCACUCCUUCUCCAAUGGCACCACCAACGGUGCUGCCUGGUACCCUCUUACCGGAGGGAUGCAGGACUACAAUUACGUCUGGCACGGCUGUAUGGACGUCACAAUUGAGCUGUCGUGCUGCAAGUACCCGACGGCUGAUCAGCUGCCUAAGUUCUGGGCUGACAACAAAAAGGCGCUGGUGAGGUACCUGGCGGAGGUUCACAGAGGCGUGAGGGGCUUCGUUAAGGACGAGCAGGGUCGGCCGGUGGAAGGAGCUUCCAUCAAGAUAAGAGGACGAGAUGUUGGCUUCCAGACUACCAAAUACGGAGAGUACUGGCGGGUCCUCCUUCCCGGCAGAUACACCAUAGAGGUGUACGCUGGAGGGUUCGAUCCCCGGGAAGAAGACUUCACUGUAGUGGAGACCAACCCAACGCUGCUCAACCUAACACUCUACCGUGCCGCGCCGCCGCCGGACGCCCUACCCUCCAGACCGCAGCAGGAGCAGCAGCCGCAGUCUGCCGCAGGGGAUCGUCAUGAGGCUCAACGACGACCAUCGUACGUAGGAGGACCCAACCAGCAGCAAGGAGCUGCACCACAGAGCGGUAUAUCCGGGUUUCUCUCCUCCAUCUCCAGCCAAAUAUCUAAUGUCUUCAGUAUCUUCGGUUGAGGAGUGGUUCCUCGCCAGAUGUUUUAUGAGUGAAGUUUAGGCUGUAGUAUAUCGAGCUGUCCUCGUGAGUGGUGUUCGGGAGAGUGCUUGGUUGAUGUUAGAGUGCGUGGUUUACUUGCAGCAAUAUUGAUGAGUUUUGACAAAAUUGACUCCGUUGCUUAACGCUCACUCGGGUUUCAUGCAAAUGGAAGCACAAAGAACCAAAUACCUUACUGUAGGUGUGUUAGUGAGAGGAUGUAGACUUCACUGUGUAACAAAUGCUGUUGUUGUCAGAGUGUUCAUACUAUAGUGUAGGAAAGUGUGGCAUUAGGCUGAGGUGAUCCACUCUUCUGAUGAUACAGAAGUCUUGGACCUCCUGCUGUAGAUCCCUGCCCUUCUUGUUACCCAAGACACUUACCACUAGUAAUUAAGGUAUGUUUUGCUUUAAUUUAUUCUUAAGCUAUUAACUGAGCCUCCCUUUACUGUCGAGGUAGUUUAUAUAAAAGUAAUGUAUGUAGAAUUACUAGACGAUACCCGGGACGAAAGGGCCAUACAUUUUAGUCCAGAGAAUUAUUGUAGUCUUUGUUGUUACCUUUUUCACUUUGCACUUAUUGUUGACGUGAGUUUAUAAACAGGUAAUUAUAUAAACAAUGAAACUGGGUACAAUGAUGUGUAUGAUGAAUAUCCCUUUAAAUGUUGACAGAACCUCAAUUUUAUUGGUUCUGGCUUAAAAUAAUAUUCAGGUGGGACCAGUGAAAUGUAUCAGUUUCAUGAUGCACAUAUUUAGUAUUUUCUUAAAUCGUUAAAUAAUACUUUGAGACAAUUGAGAAAUUACAUAUUGCUUGCAGUGUAAAAAGAAUAACUUAAAAGAUGUUAAAAUAACGUGUUAAAAUUGGAAUAUCAUUGUAGAUUGGGCAGACAAUUUACAGUUACAAAUCUCGGAGAUGUUAACUAAUUUUCUGCACAAAACAGACCACAAUCAACAUCUGCCUUCCAUUGACUGCCUUGUUUGUAGUUGUAGAGUUGAUGGUUGAUGAUAACCUUAGAAACACACGUUCCUAGGUGUUCACCCUGACGAGGUCAGUCUUGUUCUAGCACUUCCUCUGUACAACACUGAUAUAUAUACUAGUACUCUUUACAACACUGAUAUAUACUAGCACUCCCUCUUUACAACACUGAUAUAUACUAGCACUCCCUCUUUACAACACUGAUAUAUACUAGCACUCCCUCUUUACAACACUGAUAUAUAUACUAGUACUCUUUACAACACUGAUAUAUACUAGCACUUCCUCUUUACAACACUGAUAUAUACUAGCACUCCCUCUUUACAACACUGAUAUAUAGCUAGCACUUCCUCUUUACAACACUGAUAUAUACUAGCACUCCCCUCUUUACAACACUGAUAUAUACUAGCACUUCCUCUUUACAACACUGAUAUAUACUAGCACUCCCUCUUUACAACACUGAUAUAUACUAGCACUUCCUCUUUACAACAUUGAUAUAUACUAGCACUUCCUCUUUACAACACUGAUAUAUACUAGCACUUCCUCUUUACAACACUGAUAUAUACUAGCACUCCCUCUUUACAACACUGAUAUAUACUAGCACUUCCUCUUUACAACACUGAUAUAUACUAGCACUUCCUCUUUACAACACUGAUAUAUACUAGCACUUCCUCUUUACAACACUGAUAUAUACUAGCACUUCCUCUUUACAACACUGAUAUAUACUAGCACUUCCUCUUUACAACACUGACUGAUAUAUACGCUUUUAACCUAGUUUUAAAGAUUAAUCUCGAUGAACAUUUAUAAUUACAAGUACUACUAGAGACUUCAGCCAGCCUAAUAUUCCACUUGAGCCCAAGUUAAAACAAUGAAAUUGCUGCGGUAGAAUUUUUUUUUUUUCGUAAAUAAUUUUAACUGGAAAAUUCUUGCAUAAAUGGUUAGUUUCUGCAUCUAUAGGCGAAAAUGCUUUUAACAGUUGAUGGAAAGUUAGUAAACUAGUACGGAAACUGUAACUAAAUUUAGGCAGUCUUUCAGAUAAACAUCAACUUCGCCACUUGGAAUGUUUAACAAAAUUUGAUAAUUUAGAAAUUAACUGUACUUUUGUCUUUAUUCUGCUAGUCAAAAAAUAAUUUAUUUAUUUGUGAGGUAAAGACGAAACUUACGAAAUUUCAAAAAUAUUUAAAAUCAGUUGAAAUGAAAGUUUUAUAAGUAGCCCUUAACAAUAACUGACAGUUGUAGCUUUUUUUUUAAUCUUGUAAAUUGUGCAAGAAUGUGCCACAAGUGAUCACUUUUUUUCAACUUUAGAAGCAGAAUGAAUCAUGUAUCAUAAUGAUGUAUGCAGAAAUAGUCAGUUUACUUUGCUUGAUGUGUAUAUAGGGGAAAAAAUACAUGUACUUAUAACCAAGACUGUUUUCAGGACUCAAAAUAAACAAGAAAUAAAAAUAGGAUAAUGUUACAAGUCAAUAAUGAGCAAAGACUUUGGGCAGUAAUACUACAAGAUUUUUCACUCCCAUUAAAUUGAUGUUUUCUUAUUAAAGAAUUUAGUUUUUUAGCAAAGUAUCUAUUGCAUUAGGUAACAGUACAUUUUGAUGAAUCAUAAUAGUUUACAUGACACUAGACACCUCAAGAAUAUCAUGUACCUCCCUCAGACGUCUUCUGUUAUAUAGACACUGGAUGCUGUUGUUGUAUUAAGUCUUGUUAGGUUCUGUUGAUGUUCAGUAUCCAAUAUUUUAAGAUCAUUAAUUUUACUGCAGAGUCUCAAGUUCUGUUAUGUAGAUAGUAAGUUGUAUUAUAUUGUUUAAUAUAAUAAAUGAGUACCCAUC